UUUGCAUUCAAUGAUGAGGCUCUCGGAACCAAUGCUAGACAUGGAAAUGGCAAACUACAGUGAAGUUUUAGAUCCGACGUAUACGGCACUGGAGUUCGAAGCUAUGCAGAUUCUGUAUAAUGGCAAUGACAGUUCAGGAGAAGCUGUCAACAUGAACGCUGCUGACAAUGGGGUCAGUAGUCUCUGUGCAAUUUGUGGAGACCGAGCGACCGGAAAACAUUACGGUGCUUCCAGCUGUGAUGGAUGCAAGGGAUUCUUUAGACGCAGUAUACGGAAAAAUCACGUCUAUACAUGCAGAUUCAACCGGCAAUGUGUUGUUGACAAGGACAAAAGGAACCAAUGCAGAUAUUGUCGUUUAAAAAAGUGUUUUCGAGCAGGAAUGAAAAAAGAAGCUGUACAAAAUGAACGGGACAGGAUAAGUACAAGAAGAAACGCUUUUGAUGGCUGCAACAUUCCCUCUAUUAGCACGUUGUCACAAGCUGAGGCACUCUCCCGUCAGAUCUCAGUCUCCAGUCCUGGUGCUAGCACUGACAUCAAUGUUAAGAAAAUUGCUGGUAUUAGUGACGUCUGUGAAUCUAUGAAGCAACAACUUCUGGUCCUGGUAGAAUGGGCUAAAUAUAUUCCAGGCUUCUGUGAAUUACCACUGGAUGACCAGGUUGCCCUGCUAAGAGCACAUGCUGGGGAACACCUGUUGCUUGGAGCAGCAAAACGGUCCAUGGCAUAUAAGGACAUUUUACUUUUAGGCAACAAUUACAUAAUCCAUCGCAACAGUACUGAAGUAGAGAUCAGCCGAGUGGCAAAUCGGAUUCUAGAUGAAUUAGUUCGACCCUUCCAGGAAAUUCAAAUAGACGACAAUGAGUAUGCUUGCUUGAAAGCGAUUGUGUUUUUUGAUCCAGAUGCAAAAGGCCUGAGUAAUCCAAUGAAGAUUAAGAACAUGCGAUUCCAAGUCCAAAUCAGUUUAGAGGAUUAUAUUAAUGACCGUCAGUAUGACUCCCGAGGAAGAUUUGGAGAACUUCUUCUUUUACUGCCUACACUCCAGAGCAUCACUUGGCAAAUGAUUGAGCAAAUACAAUUGGUUAAACUAUUUGGAAUUGUUAAAAUUGACAGUUUGCUUCAGGAAAUGUUACUGGGAGGUACUUCUAAUGAUGCCAGUCAUCUGCAUCACCCAGUGCAUCCUCACUUAGCCCAAGAUCCAUUAACUGGCCAAACUAUCCUCAUAAGUUCAAUGUCUGCUCCUGUACAUACAGAACAGAUUUCAACUCCAGAAACUCCGUUACCUUCCCCUCCUCAAGGCUCUGGGCAAGAAUACAAAAUGUCUACAAAUCAGGCUUCAGUCAUUGCACAGCAGUCUAUUUUGAAACAAAAACCAUUGUGA
Haliaeetus leucocephalus (bald eagle) is the source of this 1375-nucleotide messenger RNA. It is a transcript of the gene HNF4G, whose product is annotated as hepatocyte nuclear factor 4, gamma. Gene Ontology annotation, molecular function: zinc ion binding; RNA polymerase II cis-regulatory region sequence-specific DNA binding; nuclear receptor activity. Bases 11 to 1375 code for a protein of 454 amino acids. Gene Ontology annotation, biological process: cell differentiation; anatomical structure development; regulation of transcription by RNA polymerase II. The transcript is spliced from 10 exons. The record is from RefSeq and is a predicted model, not a curated record. NCBI's taxonomy places the organism in Eukaryota, Metazoa, Chordata, Aves, Accipitriformes, Accipitridae.